GAGCGCGUGCAGGCUCUAGAGCAGCAGAUGAUAGCGCUGGCCCAGGAGCUGCAGAACCGCCAGCAGAGGGAGAACGAUCUCACGGCCGAGGUGCAGCGGCUCGGCCGUGUGGCCGAGGCUAGACCACGGGUGGACGGGCCUGUGCCGCAGCCUCGAGCCGAGUCGCUCGUGGACACCCGCACGCUGGGCAAGCCAGACGUUUUCACGGGCGAAGAGCACAAGUGGAACGAUUGGAAGGUGAUCUUCAAGGCGUACUGUAGCGUCGUGAACGCCGACUUGCUGGCAGGGAUGCGACUGGCAGAGAGCGCUGACGAGGCCUCAGAUCAGAACGAUGACUUCCUCGAGGAGAACAUGAGGCAGGCCUCGCAGCAGCUGUAUUACAUCUUGCUCCUCCUCUGCCGGCAGCAUCCCCUGACGACGAUCGUGAAUGCUGGCGAGAAUGAGGGCUUCCAGGCUUGGCGCAAGCUGGUUGAAUACUACGAACCGAAUGCGAGGUCCCGCAUCGCGGGGCAGCUGCUGAAUCUCCUGAACUUCUCGUUCACUGGCGAUGUCGAGGACCGGCUGGCGCUGUUCGAGCGAGAGCUCCUCAGGUACGAGCAGAGGAGCGGCGAGGCCAUCGCAGCCUCCAUGAGGCUGGUGGAGUGGCAGGACUUCCGACGUGAGGUCACCGACAUCCGCCGUGCCCAGAGCGCCAUCGCCCCGGUGCCCGUGCCCAUGGACCUGAGCGCGUUCACCAAGGGUGACGGCAAGGGCAGGUUCAAGGGCGACGGCAAGGGCAAGAGCAAGUCCAGUGGCAAGGGCAAGAGCAAGGGCGACAGCAAGGGCAAGUCCAAGUCCGACGGCAAGAGCAAGACCAGCAGCAAGUCGCAUGGUCAGCAGCUCGGGCCACUCUGCUGGGGCUGCGGCGGUCGCGGCCGCACUCAGCGUGAAUGCCCGAGCAAGCACAGGGGGACGUUGGCGAGCAUGGAGCAGACGCUGGCUCGCAUCAACGCCUCCCAGUCGACGAAUACGACCGUACCAUCGGCGGCCAGCUCUAUCUCGACGGCUGCGACUACGAGGCUGAGUCCGGCGACGGCGAUGUCCGGCGCGAGCUCUCGACAGGUCGCAGCGCUCUACCUGAACGACGCGGGCGAGCAGGUCAGCUACCCGUUCGCGAACCUCCACUCCCUCAGCAUCUACGACCCGGGGCCGGACAAGGCGGACGUGGUCGACUUUGCGACCGGCGCGGCCCUGGACCUGAACAUGAUCCACGGCAACUCGGAUGCGGAGGAGGUCGAGCUCAACGGCAUCUUGCGUGUGGGCAUCGACUCGUGUGCGGCGGCAUCGGUGCUGCCGCGUGGCUCGUGCACGGACUACCCGGUGCACGAGGGCGGCCAGGCGAUCUCGUACAAGACCGCCUCUGGCCACUACGUGAACGACGAGGGCGAGAAGAUCCUCGUGGGGGCGAUCCGUGCGUGCCGUAGGUCUGCCCGGUCGAGGUGGCAGGCCACGAGCCUCCCGAGGGCGAAGCCGGCCAGCCAGGUGCUGCACGAGCCCUACAGGGCAUGGUGCCGGGAGUGCGUCUCCGGCAGAGGCCUGUCAGCAGGCCAUCAGACGAAGGGCCACCAGGAGUCAGCGCUCGCGGUGGUUGGCAUCGACUACGGAUACCUCGGUGAACGAGAGGACGCUACGCCGCUGCUGAUCGGGAAAGAUUCGAAGCAGCGUUGGUUCCACGCGUCGGUGGUGCCAGCUAAGGGGACGCAGCGUCCCUGGCCGGCAAAGUCGUGGUCCAGGAGGCUGGCUUCGGCUGGCCACAAGCGCUUCGUCUUCCGCUCAGACGGCGAGGCGCCGCUCGUCGCCCUGAAGACCCGCACCGGGGCCAAGCUCAAGGAGGAGCACGGCGUCGAGACGGUGCCCGAGGAGAGCGCGGCCGGCGACUCUCAGGGCAACGGCCUGGCCGAGCACGCGGUGCGCGAGGUCAAGGCCAAGGUGAGGACGGCGCGGGCGCAGGUGGACGACCUCCACGGCGUGAGCAUUGGCGUCGAGCACCCAGUGACCCCGCGGAUGGUCGAGUUCGCAGCCAUGUCCAUCAACCUGGGCAGGCGGGGCGCUGACGGCCGCACGGCUUGGGAACUUCGGCACGGCCGCCCCUUCAACAAGGGCCUGGCUUGCUUCUCGGAGAAGGUCCUGUAUCUCCCAGGGGGCAAGCGCAAGGCUGGGAUCGAGGACAAGUUCCUCGCUGGGCUCUACCUGGGGCACACGCUUCGGAAGGACGAGGUCUACAUUGGCACGGAGUUUGGCGUGCUACGGGCCAGGGCCUUCAAGCGGUUGACGGUCGAGCAGCGGGCCGACAAGGACCUGCUGAACAGCCUCGUGGGGAAGCCGUGGGCGCCGGUGCCGACGGACGUGGAGGUGGACGAGGUGCCGGUGGCCAUCGAGAUCCGAGCGCCGGUGCCAGCGCCGGUCGCGCCUUUGGGCGGACAUCUGGCGCCCGUCCCCGAGGCUGGGGACCUCCCGCCCCGGGCUCUCCGAGUCGGGCGACCACCAGCAGGACCGCGGGCCGUCUACAUCAGGAAGGACGUCGAGAUCGCGAAGUACGGGCUCUCCCCGGGCUGCUACGGCUGCGCCGCGAUCCUCAACGGCGCCCGGGCGCAGGCUCACUCAGCCGAGUGCCGCGCUCGGAUCGAGCAGGCGAUGCAGGACGACGAGGAGGCAAAGCAGAGGCUCGAGGAUGCCCGUGAGCGGAAGCGGCAUCGCACUGACGUCGCCGGGCCUGUCUAUCAAGAGGGCGGCUCGUCAGGCAGCGGCGGUCCAGCCCCAGCUCAGCAGGUGCCGCCAGCACCCGAGGCCGCGGCGGCGGCUGACGUGGCGAUGGCUCCGGCACCACACGACCCCGGCGACGACAACAUGCAGGAGGAGAUCGGUGCCCUCCUGCUCUCUCUCGGCUACAGCGGGCGCAAGGCCGACGUGAUGGAGGUCUUCUGCCCGAAUAGGCUUGUGGGCUUUGCCCCCCUCUUCGGUCUGGUUCACGGCGGCUCGUUCGACCUGAGGGUUGGCUGGGACCUGACCGACCGCCAGCAGCAGCGACAGUGCCGGGAGCUGAUCGAGCACUUCGAGGUGUACUUCCUCUUGGGCAGUCCUCGCUGCGCGCCGUUCUCCAUGCUGAAGUACCUGAAUGAGGACCCGGAGAAGCAGCGUGAGGCCUACGCCAUCGGGUACGAGCACUUGAGGUUCGUGAUGGAGCUCUACACGCUGCAGGUGAAGCACGACCGCACGUUCUUGCACGAGCACCCCUGGAGCGCGGACAGCUGGGACCUGGACAUCGUGAAGGAUGUGAUGGCUCUCCCGGGUGUCGAGGUCGGGCGAGGCGACCAGCGCGUGUUCGGCCUGGUGGUUGCGGACGCGCGCGGCGACAGGCUCGCCAAGAAGCCGACAGGGUGGAUGAGUAAUAACAAGGAGGUGUUGGAUGAGGUCUGCAAGCGCUGCCCCAAUGAUACUGGCAUUGGCAGCCGCCACGAGCAUUCCACCUUCGUCGGCCGCAACAUGCGUGUGGCGGAGAGGUACCCGGUCAAGCUCCUCCGCGCCAUCCUCCGUGGCCUCCGCCGUCACCUGAGCAACGAGAAGGUGCUCACGCUUUCGGCCCUGGAUUCUGGGCCGAACGUGGGCGAUGAGGAGAUCAGCCUGAAGGACUUCGUCGGGAAGUGGCGCGACACGCUGAGGGCCGAGUUCUACGACGACCUCACCGGCCUCCCGCUGGACCCCACGCGGGUGAAGGCCGCGAGGCGCCUGGAGAUGGAUUUCAUGGCGCAGCUUGGCGUGUGGGUCUACGCGAGGGAGGAGGACUGUCAGCGCGAGCUUGGACGGAGGCCACUCAGUGUGCGCUGGGUUGAUAUCGACAAGGGCGACACCGACCGGCCGGAUUACAGAUCCAGGCUCGUCGUGCAGGAGACCAAGGCGCAGAGCACCAUCGCCGGGGACGACAUCGGCGCGGUGUUUGCGGCGACCCCGCCGCUAGAGCGCCUCCGGCUCAUCUGCAGCAUGGUGAUGUCGAGCGACCCGUCCGAGGGCCGCGUGCUGCGCUUCCUGGACAUCUCGCGGGCACACCCGCACUGUGAGAUCAAGAGGACGGUCUACAUCAAGCUUCCAGAGGAGGAUCCGAUGUCGCAGGAGAUCGGUGCGUGUGGGCUCUUGCGGAUGGCGCUCUACGGGACGCGCGACGCUGGCCAGAACUUCGAGCUCGCGACUGCCGAGACGGUCAUCGGUGCUGGCUGCGAUCAGUCGGCCUUCUCGCCUUGCGUGUCCUGUCACAAGGACCUCUUCCACCACGGCGACGACUUCGUGCUCGAGGGCUCUCGGGACGGGACGGAGUCGAUCUGCGAGGCCCUGAAGACGAAGUUCAUCGUGAAGGACAGGGGCGUGCUCGGGCCGGCGCCUAACGACGCAAAUGAGAUCACGUGCCUCAACAGGGUAAUGCGCUGGCGAGACCGAUGGUGCCAAGGGGGCGAGGCCAUCGAGUACGAGGCGGAUCCCAGGCACGCGCAGAUCUUGCACGCGCAGCUUGGAAUGGACCCCCGCACCACGAAGUCAUUGAGCACGCCAGGGCUGAGCCAGAAGCCUACACCUGAGGUCGAGCGCGAGCUGAACGAGCACGAGGCGGCAGAGUACCGCAGUGCGUGCAUGAGGCUGGGCUACUUGGCGCUCGAUCGGCCAGAGGUGCAGUUCGCGGCCAAGGAGUGCGCUCGCGGCAUGCAGAGGCCGACAGAGCGACACCUCCGCCUUCUGAAGCGCGCUGGACGCUUCUUGAUCGGGGCGCCGCGGGCCAUCUGGAAGUGGGGCCGACAGCGGGCACCCACAGUGAUGGACAUCUAUUCGGGCACCGAUUGGGCAGGCUGCCCGAUCACGCGGAGGAGCACCAGUUCGGUCGUGAUCAAACAUGGGCAGCACCUGAUCGUUACGGCAUCGACGACUCAGAUCCCCAUCUCCAUGAGUUCGGGGGAGGCUGAGUUCUACGGCUGUGUGCGGGCGGCCAGCAGGGCCAUCGGCAUGCAGUCGCUGUGCCAGGGCCUAGGCAGGGACGUGAGCCUUCGCAUCUGGAGCGACUCGGCAGCUGCUCUUGGCAUCAUGCAACGACGAGGCUGCGGCAAAGUCCGACACCUCGAGACGCCGGCGCUGUGGGUGCAGAAGGCACUCAAGGACGGACGGUUUCAACUGGCUAAGGUUCCCGGGAAGUCGAACCCGGCGGACCUGGGGACGAAGUUCCUCGACCAGGCGGCGACGCUCCGAGGGCUGGAGAUGAUGAAUGUCAGGCUCUCGGACGCGCCCCUCUCGAGUGCCCUUCAGGCGAAG
Molecule: messenger RNA, 5325 nt
Organism: Prorocentrum cordatum
Lineage: Eukaryota; Dinophyceae; Prorocentrales; Prorocentraceae
Source: the annotation of a GenBank genome assembly